Nicotiana tabacum (common tobacco) is the source of this 820-nucleotide messenger RNA. RefSeq names its product histone H3.3. NCBI's taxonomy places the organism in Eukaryota, Viridiplantae, Streptophyta, Magnoliopsida, Solanales, Solanaceae. Gene Ontology annotation, molecular function: DNA binding; structural constituent of chromatin; protein heterodimerization activity. The record is from RefSeq and is a predicted model, not a curated record. Gene Ontology annotation, cellular component: nucleosome.
UAAAUAAUCUCAACCGUCCGAUCUUAUCCAUCUCCUACAUCCACAAAAAUAUAUAUAGCUGUCAACCUGCAAAUCUUUGAACCUUUAGCAUUCGCUCCACUAAAGCAGAGAGAAGAAAGGAGGAGGAGAAAAGAAAAAAGAGAAGAUGGCUCGUACCAAGCAAACUGCUCGUAAGUCUACAGGAGGAAAGGCACCUAGGAAGCAACUUGCUACUAAGGCUGCUCGUAAGUCUGCUCCUACUACCGGUGGAGUGAAGAAGCCUCAUAGAUACCGCCCUGGUACUGUUGCUCUUCGUGAAAUCCGUAAGUACCAGAAGAGUACUGAACUCCUGAUCAGGAAGCUCCCAUUCCAGAGGCUUGUUCGUGAAAUUGCUCAGGAUUUCAAGACUGAUCUGCGUUUCCAGAGUCAUGCUGUGUUGGCUCUGCAGGAGGCUGCUGAGGCUUACUUGGUUGGUCUCUUCGAGGACACAAAUCUUUGUGCCAUUCAUGCCAAGCGUGUCACCAUUAUGCCAAAGGACAUUCAGCUCGCUAGGCGUAUCAGGGGCGAGCGUGCUUAAAUUGAUCAAGUGUGGUAGCUCUGUUGGUGAUUUUAGAUCUUUUUGUUAAAGACAGUGAUGGUAUUAAAAUUUAGUAGUAGGGAUGAUGUGCUAUGUUGAUCUUAUUUUGUGUGGUGGAUGGAGGUGUGCUGUAAUUGUUGUUCUGUUUUGGGAGGUGGAGAAGCAUAGUAUUUGUUGAAUCUUUCUAAUGUUUUGUUGUCACACCACUGGUGUUGAACAAGUUUCAGAAUUUGCAUCUAAUGUUUAGUUCAACUGUUUGGUAUU